Diuraphis noxia (Russian wheat aphid) is the source of this 788-nucleotide messenger RNA. RefSeq names its product putative multidrug resistance-associated protein lethal(2)03659. Gene Ontology annotation, molecular function: ATP binding; ATP hydrolysis activity; ABC-type transporter activity. Lineage: Eukaryota; Metazoa; Arthropoda; Insecta; Hemiptera; Aphididae. The record is from RefSeq and is a predicted model, not a curated record. Gene Ontology annotation, cellular component: membrane. Gene Ontology annotation, biological process: transmembrane transport.
GUCGAAUUCUUAACCGCUUCACUAAAGAUAUUGGUGCUAUUGAUGAAAUAUUGCCAGUGCCUUUGUUGGAUUUUGUUCAUAUAGCGUUGCAACUUAUAGGAACUCUUAUAGUUGUUGGUUUAAUCAACUAUUAUCUUCUAAUACCGACUUUCAUCAUAGGAUUAUUGUGUUAUUAUACUGUUAAUUUUUAUUUAUCAACAUCACGUAGUAUCAAACGUUUGGAAGGUGUUACCCGUAGUCCCGUGUAUGGAUAUUUGAAUGCGUCGCUUCAAGGAUUAACUACUAUCCGAGCGUUUGAAGUCGAAGACAUUUUGUGCAAAGAAUUUGAUGAACACCAAGAUUUACAUUCCUCGACUUGGUAUUUAUUUAUAACAUCAAGUGAAGCAUUCGGAUUUUCGUUGGACUUGAUAUGUUUCAUUUAUAUAUGUAUUUUAACAUUAAGUUUCUUAGUCUUAAACAAUGAUUAUUUUGGGGGAGAUGUUGGAUUGGUUAUAACUCAAGCAAUCAGUUUAACGGGUGCUCUCCAGUGGGGAAUAAGACAAUUAGCAGAAUUAGAUAAUCAAAUGACCUCUGUUGAGAGAGUACUUGAGUAUACAAAUGUUCCACAGGAAGCUUCUAUUGAAUCUUCUCCAGAUAAAAAGCCACCUAAAGAAUGGCCAGAUAAAGGUCAAAUUGUGUUUGAACAUUUUUAUCUACGUUAUAGUUUAGAUGCAGAGCAUGUUUUGAAAAAUCUCAAUAUUCAAAUUCAGGAAAUGGCAAAAGUAAUAAUGACCAAUAUUUACUACUAA